Messenger RNA from Penicillium griseofulvum, 447 nucleotides. Its product is annotated as BUD31 family protein. The record is from RefSeq and is a predicted model, not a curated record. Gene Ontology annotation, cellular component: nucleus; spliceosomal complex. The transcript is spliced from 3 exons. Bases 1 to 447 code for a protein of 148 amino acids. NCBI's taxonomy places the organism in Eukaryota, Fungi, Ascomycota, Eurotiomycetes, Eurotiales, Aspergillaceae. Gene Ontology annotation, biological process: mRNA splicing, via spliceosome.
AUGCCUCCCAUCCGCACUUCCCGAAAUCGCAAACCGCCUCCGGCCGGAUUCGACGAUCUCGAGGAUACCCUGUUGGAAUUCAGCAACAAAAUGAAGGAUGCGGAAAAUGCCUCUCAUGAAGGAAAGAAGAAGCAUGAAGUUCUCUGGCCCAUAUUCCAGAUCAGUCAUCAACGCUCACGAUACAUCUACGAACUCUACUACGAGAAAGAAGCGAUCUCGAAGGAGUUAUAUGAUUUCCUGCUCAAGAAUAAGUAUGCUGAUGCCAACUUGAUCGCCAAGUGGAAGAAGCAAGGCUAUGAAAAGUUGUGCUGCCUGCGCUGUGUCCAAACGAAAGAGACAAAUUUCAAUUCUACGUGUAUCUGCCGAGUGCCCAAGGCGCAGCUCAAGGAGGACCAGACGAUUCAGUGUGUCAGCUGUGGCUGCAACGGCUGUGGAAGUAGCGACUAA